Messenger RNA from Stylophora pistillata, 4935 nucleotides. RefSeq lists its product as uncharacterized. Gene Ontology annotation, biological process: multicellular organism development; positive regulation of kinase activity; cell surface receptor protein tyrosine kinase signaling pathway. Gene Ontology annotation, cellular component: plasma membrane; signaling receptor complex. The record is from RefSeq and is a predicted model, not a curated record. Gene Ontology annotation, molecular function: transmembrane receptor protein tyrosine kinase activity; ATP binding. Lineage: Eukaryota; Metazoa; Cnidaria; Anthozoa; Scleractinia; Pocilloporidae.
GAAAUGUUACCACCAGAAAUUCAACUUACGAUUCGGAUUACAGAUCAUGAUAUUGGUUAUAAUGCUUCAAGUUUGGUUAAGUGAAGGAGUUUUACCGAAAAAGGCAUCACAGUUGAACGCAUCAACGGUGGACAGUUUUGAACGUGUUGGGUGUUUCAGGGAUAAAAACCAGCGCGCUUUGCCCAAAUUACUGCACACAUUUUUGGUAGAUUGGAGAGACAUGAACAACUCAUUUUCAAGUAUUAUUCGCGCAUGCGCUGUAAAUGUUUCUAAAGCCGGAUUUCGUUAUUUUGGUAUCCAAAAUUAUAAGGAAUGCUGGAGCGGAGUCAAUGGAAGCAUUACUUACGACAAGUAUGGAAGACACAACAAUUGUUUUCUAUCCUAUGGAGUGGGAACCCCUUGGUCAAACUUUGUCUAUCGCUUUGUGGAAGUGAAUGGUAGCUGGAGUCAUUGGACACCAUGGCAACCGUGCAAUCCGACUUGUGGCGGAGGAACAAGAUCACGUGUUCGAACAUGCACCAAUCCGAGGCCCAAAUGGAACGGACUGGAUUGCGACGGAAGCAGUUUUUCUAACGGAAGCUGCAAUUUUCACAAUUGUGCAGACAAUGACAAGAAUGUGACUCACAGUGAACCCUUCUCUAUGAGGUCAUCUUUGCCACUGGUUGCUCUAUGGUUGGGAAUUUCACUUGUGGUUCUCCUGUGUUUUAGUGGAAUAUUAUGGAUCACUUUGAAAUUUUUCAGAAAACGUCGGUCCAACUCAGAGCUCGUGGAUCCAUGGGAAGUUGUUUUUGACGACAUUUCUUUGUGUAAGAUAAUUGGAGAAGGAGCCUUUGGAAAAGUGUACAGCGCUGAGUUGAAUAAAGAGGUGGAAACAGGAAACGAAGGAAAAUCUUCCGCAGAUAAGAAGAACAAGGGAAAACCUCCAAAGCAAAACUGUCGGAUUGUUGCAGUGAAAAUGUUACGAAAUGGUGCAACAGAGGAACAGAAGGAAGAAUUCUUGGAGGAGAUGCAACUCAUGAAACAAAUUGGAUAUCACCGUAAUGUGCUGAAUUUAUUGGCCUGCUGUACUAAGACUGCUCCCAUGUUUCUGGUGGUUGAAUUUGCCAAGCAUGGUGAUUUACUCAACUUUCUCCGGAAAAGGAGGGAUCAGAUUAAACAGGCAAUUGAGAAUAUGGAUGCAGUAGAAGUCUACCACCCACAAUGCUAUAACUUAGGACUUAGUACCAGUGAAAUAAACCUGUAUGACUCUACUGACGAUAUAGAUAAAUACGCUAAAGGUCUUGGAAGCUUUCGCAACAAAUAUGGAUAUGGAAGUAAUCUGAAAACCAACCCUCGAGAAUUACAUGAUCAUGAAGAUGACACUCUCAGACCCACUGACCUUUUGACUUUUGCUUGGCAAAUAGCGCAGGCAAUGGAUUUUUUGUCACGCAAAGGAUUUGUCCAUCGUGACUUAGCAGCAAGAAAUGUUCUGGUCUGUGAAGGCAAGUUGUUGAAGGUAGCAGACUUCGGACUGUCACGUUACGUGUACACAGAGAAAGUCUACCACUCCACAAAAAAUAAAAAGCUGCCAAUCAAAUGGAUGUCACCGGAAGCCAUUCAUGAUCAGAUUUUCACGACAGAAAGCGACGUAUGGUCGUACGGAGUCUUACUCUGGGAGAUGGCCACAAUUGGUGGUACUCCCUAUCCCACAAUCAGUAAUCAAAGACUUCUUAAAGCUUUGAAUUCCGGACACAGGAUGGAAAAACCACAGAUCUGUUCUGAUGACAUGUAUGAUCUGAUGCGGCAAUGUUGGAAGGAAAAGCCCUCGGAGAGGCCAUUGUUCAGCUCCAUCCGGGAACAGCUUGAACGAAUGAUGUUACACCAAUGUUCCUAUCUGGACUUAAGCGAUGCAAACUAUAGUCACAUGCCGUUUUCUGACACUGAUAGUGACAAGGAAACGAUGCAGAAAAACACUGCCUUCUAAAUUUGAUGCAAGACCCUUCCUUUUUUUAAAACAAAAAAAAACAGGUUCCAACGAGGAACCAGCUUAGCUUCCUGCUAAAAAUGCAGGGAUUCAUGCCCUAUAAUAUUCUAUCUCACAGAGACAGGGAUAAUUAAGACCAUGAAAAUCCUUACCCAAGUUCUCAACCCGAUCGAUCGUCAUUCCUUUGAAAUGACUAGGUUUUGUAAAUGAGAACUAAAAAUUCAACUUUAAUUUUCAUUUAAAGUUCAUAUUAGACCCCUUAAAAAUUAUUUUCAUUUGGGCAUGAAUAAUGCCAAGAAAUAUGGCCAUUUUAAUUCUGUUCCCUUCUUUAGGUCUAUUUUUACAAUUCGAGGUUUGUUCACCCUAGGAUAGGAUUAUAUCACGGUCUUUAGUAGUUUCCCAGUUUUUGCGACUGCUUCGCUUGCGAAGGUAAACACUAGGCUAUGACAAAAAUCAAUUGUCCGAGCUAUUUGUGAAUUAAGUACUCUGUCGAUAGCAAUCAUCAAUCGAUAAUCUUCGCUACCGAAGUAGCGAUGGACUUUAUUGAAAUGUUUGCCUUGCGUAGAGGUUCCUGGAUUCGGUCUUAGCAGAACAGCAGCAAGGAAAAGGGGAGUAAAUUAGUAAUUCAAUAAAUGUCGUCCAAGCCACAAACCAUCUAGACUUAACAAUAUUAAAAAGCUUUUGCGUUGCUUGAAGAAACGAAGGUCUCGACGAAAUAUAAUCUCCAUGCCAUGCGACCCUUUAGCAAUAGACACAUACACGCAUUACGUACCUAUUUAUUUGCUUGUUUUCAAUAACUACUUCAACCUGGCGCUGUCCGACCCAUACGUGUGUGUUACUAUGUGUAUAAUCACGCUUUUAGAAAUAGGAGAACCGGUUGCGACGUAAACAAGUUGCCAUAUUUAUCAUUCUCAUUCUCUAAGCUUCCUAGAUCCUGUUGUUAAUUAGUUAUUGAUGAGAGUUUUCCUGGUUGUAGUAAAAAGAAGUUCCUGGUAAUCGAUGAAAGGAGCCAAAAGCCAUGGGCCUUUUACGUUUCAUAAGUCUGGUUGGUUUUAUAUCGUCUUACAGAAUGCCCACAGAAUGCAUCAGUGUCAGGUCAAAGCAGACAUUUUCAAGUUAAGAAUGGAUGUGCUAGUUUAAAGGUGGUUGAUGGAUUACUGAAUGUCGAUCCUGCGAUACCGCAAGCUACUUGGUUCCAGACUCCAUCUGUUGUAGAAAUUGGAGCAGGUCAGUCUGAAACAAUCCGUUGAGGACACUAACAAUGCGAUUGAUGUUUGUAUGGUCACUACCAAGCCCUCGGCCGGGUUAUUCACCUAAAAAAAUUUAAAGGAGCAGCUAAAAGGGAGGCACGGCCUAAACUUUGACAAUCUAAGAAAAACCAUGAAUUUCGUUCGGCAGUUGGAUAUUCUUGCAGAUACAGUUUACAUCAAGGGAGUUAUUUCCCUUCAUGAAGUCAAAACUGUAAGAUGUUUGCAAGAGAGUUGAUUUCUUUCCGUGGAAGUAAGAUGGAUCUCUGCGCCGAACUGGAUUCAGGUUUAUAGAGAUUCAAUCACGCCAGGAAAAGAUGGAGAAAAUGGAAAAUCUGGCAUCGCUGGACCACAGGGUAUGCAACUUAUAGCGCUGGCCUGCAUAGAAACUGUUCGACGAAGGUGCAAGUAACUCGUGCGCGCGCGAGAGAACAGAAUCAGUAACACUUCGCGCGCGGGACUUCUUGCGCGCGAGCAUCGGGUUGAAUCACCCUUGCCUGCAUCAAGCGCUUACUUUGAAAGUUAAAUCAGUCCAGAUUUUGGGUGUGCGCAAGUGAAGAGGCCCUAAGAACUCCAAUUUUUUUUUCACAUCAUUAAGUUUUUCAGUUAUUUUCUCACUCUUCGAGGAAACAGUCUUCUUCUUAUUAAUCAGUCCACAUACACUGUGAUCACAUCUUUGGGUACCUGGAGUUGAUUUCGAACGACCGAAAUGGACACAAGGGACAAGAUGGAGGCAAUAGAGCUGCAGCGAGCGAUAGCAGAGAUGUGUGAUCACGGGAGCAGCCUCAAGAGUAAAGACCACGCUAAACCACUGUCGAUUUUUUUUACCACAAUAUCGACGUUAAAUAGUGACGAUUCUUUCAGUGCGUGACACGUUGCGUGACACAUUGACGCGAGCAGUGUUGUCUAUACUAUAAUCGUCGCCGGAAAAUUGGCCAGUCAGAUUGCCACAUUACUGUUAAUUGUGGUAAAAUCAAUGAAAGAUCACAGCUGACGUCAAAAGGUGCAGGAACAUAAAAGUGUCACGCAAGGCGCAGCUGAGUGUAUUACUGAUGUUCUCAUCAUAUAGUCAUCUGUGAUGAUGCAUUCUUAACGCUCCCAGGGCAGCACGGAAUCAAUUCCUUUUACCUCAUUGAAGUCGUUGGUGGCUAAGCUUCGAACUUUCUCAACAAUUUUUCCAGCGACCAGAUGAGAGUGUUUCUGAGAGUGUUUGCCGUGGUCAUGCUUGUAAGACAUGUCAUCAUCGUAAACAUUAUGGACUACCCGGCAUCCGGGGAACACGUGGAUACAAAGGAGCGAAUGCUGGGAUACCUGACGUCAGAAGAAAGCUGGGUUUCUUGGGGAAGAAAAGCUACGAAAUUUUUGGAAGGAACGUCCUGUUUGCUCCACGCGUCAAGUGGGAAGCCCAAGAAGGAUCUGUAGAGAAUGUCAUGGAGGUGGCUAAAAUUUACGAAGAAGCGUUUAACGAUAUCAUGUCUACAGUGCUAAAAAACCAAGAUUUUGAAGAAUGCCUCAGCUUUUGCAUGAAUAAGGAUGAUUCUCGUUGGUAUGAGAUGUGCAGUCAUCCUCUGAAUCCGAGCGGGAGUCAAUGCCAAGACAAACUCCUCGGAAUGGAGGAAUGCAAGAGUCCGUUUGGUAUCUACGAGCUGAAGAUUCCGGUUCUGUCCUCGUGUACCGGUUCACAAGAGCCGUUACAAAAGACCGAACAAUACACAACAGCUAACC